This is a messenger RNA of Gadus chalcogrammus (walleye pollock), 1774 nucleotides long. It is a transcript of the gene pitpnc1b, whose product is annotated as phosphatidylinositol transfer protein cytoplasmic 1b. NCBI's taxonomy places the organism in Eukaryota, Metazoa, Chordata, Actinopteri, Gadiformes, Gadidae. The transcript is spliced from 10 exons. The coding region runs from base 640 to 1560 and encodes 306 amino acids. Gene Ontology annotation, molecular function: phosphatidylinositol binding; phosphatidylinositol transfer activity. Gene Ontology annotation, biological process: phospholipid transport. The record is from RefSeq and is a predicted model, not a curated record. Gene Ontology annotation, cellular component: cytoplasm.
ACUGAAAGCAGCCAAGGGUGGUGGGGGGGAGAGGGAGGAGCAAUAGGGCCAAGGUUACCCAUGAGAGUCCCGACAGCAGAAAAGCCCUGCUAGAGGAGAAACACAGAGAGAGAGACAGAGAGGGAGAGACAGAAUAGGUGAGGUUAUUUUCUUUAAAUGACUUACGAUUAUUAAUAACCCGAGACCGAAAGCAACAACCAGGGGCGAGAGAAAAGAAAAGAAGACAAAGAAAAGACGCUGGAAUAACUGCCACACGGGCAAAGAGAAAGAGAAAGAGAGACAGAGACACAGAGAGAGACAGACAGACAGAGAAAUACAGAGACAGAGGCAGUUCAAAGGCAACCGAAGCCAAAGUUGACAGUUGGCUGUUUACCCAGCGAAGUCAAGAGAGAGGAACUCUUAAAGGGAACUCCCAUCUUAGAGGAGACGGAAGAGGGGGGGUUAAAAGUUAGAAACAAUAGCUGAAACACACACAUUGACUGAGAGAACUGGACUACAUGGACUACUGACACAGGGGAACAAAGAGCAUAGGUGAGAGGACCGCAGCAGCUUGUCCCAGCCUGGUCUUGUGUGUCAUUUAGACAGCAGGGGGGGGACACACACAGGUCACCAGACAGUUAGCUCCAGCUGCGCCGCACCAUGUUGCUGAAGGAGUACCGCAUUUGCAUGCCGCUGACCGUGGAGGAGUACCGGAUCGGUCAGCUGUAUAUGAUCAGCAAGCACAGCUGUGAGCAGAGUGACGGGGGGGAGGGGGUGGAGGUGGUGCAGAACGAGCCAGAGCUACACCCGCAGCACGGCCCGGGACAGGUGACGGAGAAGCGCAUAUACCUCAGCAGCAAACUGCCAUCCUGGGCAAAAUCAUUCGUCCCGAGAUUCUUUUAUGUGACAGAAAAGGCCUGGAACUUUUACCCAUACACUAUCACAGAGUACUCAGUCUCCUUCCUACCAAAGUUCAGCAUCCGUAUCGAUACCAAAUUUGAAAACAACAAUGGACAAAAUGCAAAUGUGUUUGGAGACCAGCCGACCCCAGAGGAGAGUGUGUGUUUCCUGGAUAUCCUCACUGACCCCAUCCCUGAAAGGAGCUACAAAGAGUCAGAAGACCUGAGCCGCUGGCAGUCCGACAAGACAGGCAGAGGGCCCCUGGAGGAGGGCUGGAGGGCCUCGGCCGAGCCCAUCAUGUGCUCCUACAAGCGAGUGAGCUGCAGCUUCGAGGUGUUCGGCGUGCAGUGCCGAACGGAGGAGUUCAUACACAAAAACAUUCGGGACAUUCUUUUGGUUGGCCAUAGGCAAGCGGUUGCCUGGAUCGACGAAUGGCACGGGAUGAGUCUGGACCAGGUGAGGGAGUACGAGAGACUGCUGCAGGAGGAGACCAACAGCAAAGUCAAAUCGAGCCAGUGCGGCACAGGUCAACCGAUGGCCUCUCGCCCGACCAUUUCGCGCUCUGUCUCCGUGACCGAUGAUCGCUCGCUGACGAUGAUGGGAGGGAGGAACUCAACCAUGACCGACUCCGAGCCCUCUCACCCCCGCAGCCCCAUACGCUUACAUUCAACCCCCGAGUGAUGUCUCACACACAAUCACCCCACACACACACACCCGCACACACAUGCAUACAGCCAUGAAACAUUUCCCAUGAGACCAAACCCAGAAGAUUGAUACAAUUCUAUCCAAAUCCAAUAGCAACCUCUAAGCGUUAUGCAGCUAAACCACACACACCCACCAGCACCCAACCACCAACACACACACACACACACACACACACACACACACACACACA